This is a messenger RNA of Hydra vulgaris (swiftwater hydra), 1482 nucleotides long. RefSeq lists its product as uncharacterized. Gene Ontology annotation, cellular component: nucleus. The record is from RefSeq and is a predicted model, not a curated record. Lineage: Eukaryota; Metazoa; Cnidaria; Hydrozoa; Anthoathecata; Hydridae. Gene Ontology annotation, molecular function: DNA binding.
AUGAGUGCAUCAGGUAAUUUCAUCCCUCCUAUGUUUGUGUUUCCGAGAUGCCGAAUGAAGCCUGAGUUACUUGAUGCUGCACCACCAGGAUCCAUCGGUGUAGCCCAUCCGUCUGGUUGGAUGCAAACUGAUUUGUUUCUGAAAUGGUUUGAACAUUUUGUAUAUCACAGUCAUUCGUGUGCCGAUUCACCAGUACUGUUGAUCCUUGAUGGACAUAAAACCCACACCUUAAAUCUUGAUGUUAUCAAUCUUGCUCGUGAAAAGUGUGUUUCUCUCCUAUGUUUACCACCUCAUUGCAGCCAUCGGCUACAACCAUUAGACGUAAGCUUGAUGAAACCACUCAGUACGUAUUACACUCAAGAAGUUGAGAAGUGGUUACUUGUUCACCCAGCCAGUGCUCUGACUGCAGUCAAUGGGUUUAGAAAAACUGGUAUAUGGCCAAUCAAUCGUGAUGUCUUUCAAGAUGCAGACUUUGCUGCUUCAUUGCCUACAGAUAUUCCAAGAUUGGAACAUGAAGCAACUGGCAGCAAUACAGAGUUGGUUGCUGGUGAAGUUUCACCAACAGGCGAAUAUGUUGAACUCAUUAUAGAGAAAACUGGCAUGCCUAUUGAGAUUCUUCAGAUACCAGUGUUGCAGUCACAACCACUAAUUCGGCAUAUUGGUGAAGGGGCAUCUCAACCCACAUCACACGAGUCAGGCAUGGAGCAACUCGAUGAUGUUGAUCAGUUAAUUCUUCAGGUUAUUUCUCCGAUAACAAUGGAGCUGACAGAAGGACAAGUUGGUGACAUCGCCUCUCUACUUACAUUGGUCGAGCCAGUUCUACAGCAACCCGGUGGCGGUGAUGUUGAUUCUUUAGUUUCUCCGACAACAAUAGAGUUGAUAGAGGCACAAGUUGGUGACAGUUCAUCUUCACCAAGAUUGGUCGAGCCAGUUCUGCAAAAACCCUGUGAUGCUGACGGUGUCGGUUUAAAUACACCAACAGCUGUUGGUUGUCGAAACGCUCUUGAACAUAAACCUAAAGUCCGUGUUUUGCAAAUUUCGCCUUUACCAAAAGUGGAAGUGGGCAGCAUUCGCAAAACAUCGAAAUCGAAAGGUAAAACUGCUAUUUUGACUGCCAGUCCUUACAAGCAAGGCUUAGAAACAAAAAAGCGUUUGGCUGAAGAGAAGAUAGCUGCAAUGGAGGCUAAAAAAGUGAAAAAAGCUCUUGCGGCAGCAGAAAAAAACAAGAAGACUAGCAAAACGAAAGAAAAGAAGCCUAAAUCUGCACUAAAUACAAACCAAAAAAGAGGAGUGAAACAGACUGGGCCUAUCCAAUCAGUUUGUCCAGAAUGUGGAAUCAUGGAAAAAUCUGUCGAGGAUAAGGUGAAGGCGUGUGACUGGAUUUCAUGCAAAACCUGUCUGACAUGGUACCAUGAAUCGUGUGCAGAAGUGAAUGGAGUAUUUGAUGACGAUUACUUUUUAUGUGUUCAAUGUUGUGAGUAG